Messenger RNA from Cucumis sativus (cucumber), 4905 nucleotides. RefSeq lists its product as uncharacterized. The coding region runs from base 204 to 3848 and encodes 1214 amino acids. Gene Ontology annotation, molecular function: ATP binding; ATP hydrolysis activity; chromatin binding. The transcript has 16 exons. Gene Ontology annotation, biological process: DNA repair; DNA damage checkpoint signaling; mitotic DNA replication checkpoint signaling. NCBI's taxonomy places the organism in Eukaryota, Viridiplantae, Streptophyta, Magnoliopsida, Cucurbitales, Cucurbitaceae. The record is from RefSeq and is a predicted model, not a curated record.
UACGGUAGAUCGUGAGCGCGGGAACAAACGAAGUGAUUCCCUCCAAUUUUUGUUCCCUUUUCCCCUCCGGGGUUCUUGCUCUACUUCGGAUCACGUUUCCUUUCCAACAAUGCUUAACCUCACUCUCACAGAUUCUUCAAUUUUCUCAAAACCCUAGUUCCUAAUUUUCACUCAUCGGAACAUUCACAAUUUGGGGUCAAUUCAUGGACACUCCGCCUCUGCAAUCCGUGAAUGCGACGGAAGUUGGUGCCACUGAGACCGCCAAACGGGAGCUCCGAACUGUUCCACGUAAACUGGUUCAGUCUACGCUGCUUCCUCACAAGCCUCAAGAUCAGGAGGAGAAUGGAGUCGAUCGGGAGGAGGUGAACAAUUGCCGCGAGGAGGAGGAAUUAUGCGGUAGUCAGGGCAAGAAGAAAAGGAAGUCGAAGGGGAAGACGACGCCUCAAUCGCGAAGCUCAAAGAAGGCGAAGGAAAAGCGAGCAGUAAACUUGACGCCAAAGAAAAUUUUGAAUUUUGAAGAGACAACUCCAACAAUUCCCGACUUGCGUCUGGAGGCCAAAAUGACCAGAGAGGAAAAUUCACGGAUGUUUGCAGGAAGGCAAAUGCAUCCCUUCUUUUCAUCCCUGAAAGCAGGGAAGAAAGGUCAGGAGGCAACUCAAUCGGCAGAGAGAGGGUACACUGUUGAGAAAAAGGAAACUGGAACUGAUUGUAAUCCAAUCCACGUUUUUGAAGAAACUGGGGGUGAUAAUAUUGAUAAUACCAUGCAGGAUGAUGAACUAUCUCUAGACUGGAAAAACUGGACAUUCACUGACAGAAAUAUUAUACAUAAUGUUCAUACGUUACAAAAAACUUGUUCAUCAGUAUGUGAAAGCUCAAUAAAGUCUUUAAGUUUAGACGAUCUUCCAAUUGUGUUGGCACCCUCCGAUUCUGCUAAUGGUGCAAUUGAGGAGCCCGUGGAUCAUAAUUCCAUCAAACAAGAAUGCCUUAAAGAGUUAACGUCAAGUGUAUACAGUGUGGAUGUUGACCAGGAGACAAUGCUCCAUCACCUCCUAAGUAGUUCAAAAAUGGAUGAUAACCUGAAUAAAACACGCGGGAUUAGUGAUUUUGAAGCAAGGCCAAUUCCCGAGCAUCAAAGUAGAUUUCUUCAGGACAGAAUGCAGUCCUACUAUCUUCGUUGUCAAAGCCAUUCCAAAAAUUGUUUAUGGACAUAUAAGUAUCAGCCAAGGACGGCCAUGGAGGUAUGUGGUAAUCUCGAAUCAGUCAAGUUCUUGAGUGAGUGGCUACACCUCUGGUAUGAAAGAAAUUCACAGAAGAAAAAAGAUUUUGCUGGAGGGAAGAAAUUUCAGAAGCAAGAUAACAAUGGUUACUGUUCCCAAAGUGAUUCUGACUAUGAGAGUCCAGAUGAAGAGGAUGGCCUGAAAAACGUUCUUCUUGUCACGGGAUCAUCUGGGAGUGGGAAAUCUGCAGCCGUUCAUGCCUGUGCUGAAGAGCAUGGUUUCAGGGUUUUUGAGUUCAGUGCAUCUGUCAUUCGUUCAGGAGCUGUUCUCAAGCAGAUGAUUGGAGAGGCUUUACAAUCUCAUCAGCUAAAAUGGUCAGUAAAAAAAUCCCAGGGACCGAGGAACAAUUUUAUUGAGAAAUGCUCCUCUCUUCAAGAGAGUACAGCAGCUACAUGUUUAGCUAGUGAGGUGACUGAACUCAUCCCUUUAUCAGACGAUGAUUCUAAAGAUUACCUCAAAGGUGUUGGGGAGUUUGAAUACAUGGCAUCUGAAAGCCUCAACAAUCAAGUUGAAGCUAAGCCUUUAAUUCUUUUAGAGGAUGUGGAUAUCAUUUUUCUCGAGGAUCGUGGUUUUAUUUCUGCAAUUCAAGAGAUCGCUGAGACAGGAAAGGGACCCAUAAUUUUGACCAGCAAUAAUAGCGAUCCUGUUCUCCCUGUUAAUUUGGAUAGGCUACAGAUCUCUUUUAUACGACCAUCAUCAACGGAACUACUCGGUCAUUUAUAUAAGAUUUGUGCUUCUGAAGGAGUCAGCAUCCAACCAUGCUUACUUGAGCGCAUUAUUCAUUGUUGCCACAGAGAUAUACGGAAAACCAUUAUGCAUCUCCAGUUCUGGAGCCAGGGUACAAGAUUUAGAGAUAAAGUUCAGAAAAAGUAUGGGUCGCUUUUAUUUGAUAUUGAUGCUGGCCAUCAAAUACUGCCGGUGAUAAUGCCAUGGAGUUUCCCAUCUCAGUUAUCAGAGCUAGUUGACAAAGUGAUCACAAAGACGUUAAUAGAAAUGGAAACAAUUUGCUUGAUGGAGACAGAUGGAGGUGAAUUUAAUGAAGUGGAAAUGCAAAAUGGUCUGAACUACCAAAAUUAUGAAGCCAGCUGUCUUUUAGAGGCCAAGAAAGCAGCAAUGUUGAGUAGGAAUGGCUCAAUUGAAGAUCACAAUGAAUUUGUAGUUGAUUUUGAUACUGCACACGAGUGUUCUGAUAUUUCAGGAGCCCCCAUUCCUUUACCCAGGAAGAAGCAUCGAAGAAGGCUAGAUAUGGUGGUGUCUUCUGACUCUGAAGAUAUUCCUAUCAACAAGGAAUGCUCUCUAGUAUCAAAUACAGAUGACGGUUUAUUAUCAUCUCACCAUCAAAUAUCUCCAAAUUACCCAAGCCCAUUAAAUGGGUUGCUUUAUCAUAUGUCAGAUAAUCCUGUGGAAGAUUAUUAUCCAAGUUUAGAAACUGCAGGUGUACAUGUGAAUGAGAUGUCCAUGUCUGCUGCUACGUCAUAUGUGCCAGAAUCAAUUUUUGUUCCUGAGACUGAAAUCCACGAUAUGGAGCUGUUUCCCAAAAUGGUAUCUCAUGGUGAUGCUGGUGCCAGUCCAGAAAUUUCUAUGGAUGAGCUUUUUGAUAAUGUGUUAGCAGUUGAAGCCAAUGGUUUUAGUUCACCUUCACAUACUGUUCAAGAAACUACAGAUGUUUUGGAAGAUUCUUGCAAUGUAUUUAAUUUAUCUUGCCCAGAGGGGAAAGGAUUUUCUUGUAAUGGACAUAUGGAAAACAAUGUCAGAGGGUAUCCUGUGAUGGAUGAGUGCAGCCGUAUAGACUUUAACAAGUCCAAAUUUGUAGAGAAACCUGAAUUGGAAGUGUCAGGUGAUUCAGUGCAAGAAUUGUGGAAACAACUUCGUUUCGGUCGCUUAGAUCUUCUAGGAGAUCAUGUCACGCCAGAAAAGAAAGAAACCAUUCAGAUCAUCGAUUUAGUUCACAGAAUGAGCCAUCUAAUUUCAGAUUCAGACCUGCUUUCUUCGUGCCAACCACAAGAUAUUUUGGAAACACCAACAUUUGAAUUUGAGGAAUCAGACUCAUUCUCCUGGGGAGGUGAGCAAUUGCAGAUGGCAUCUACAAUUGCUCAGCAUGGAUUUAGCCUCAUUGCAAACGAUAUUGCUACCACGGGUUCUCAUGUCGGCUGUGAUAGCAGUGUGGAUAUUGUAUCAGAAAUGCUUGCCUCCACAACUAAUACAGCAGCAUUGGGUAAAUUAUUGAGGCAUUCUUCCACUACGAAGAUUUUGAAACCGAGCCUUCCAGGAUAUUGUCAUAUGCUAGACAGAGAUAUGAAAUCACACCUCUUCGACGUAAUUCAGAAGGUGGCUCCAAACAGAUUGUAUUUGUCACUGAAAGGUGUUCAAUUCUUUGAAUAUCUUUCUUCAUUGCGUUGUAUUUCAAGAUCAGAAACUUUACGUAUAUCAAGAGGCCCUGAUAAGACGAAAAGACGAAGGGGACGGGUUGCACGACAUUACUUGAGUACUGGUUCUCAUCUGUUCUCCCCCGAAGACAUAACAUUGCUGGGACAAUCUAACCUUCCAUACAAAGAUAUUCAAGGGUGUUGAUACUAUUUUCAGCAAUUCAUUCCCAAGGAAUGAUGCUAACAAGGUAGAGUUCACUAACACCUUUAUGUUACUAUGAUAUAAUUGAAUAGCUGUAGGGAAUAGCUCAAUAAAGCUGUUGAGAGGGAGGUCUUAAUUGCAUUUAGAUUAGGUUUUUAGGUCGUUUAUGUUUGUGAUUAGAUUGCCUCCCGUUUUUAUCAAGCUUGCUUACACUGAUUGAUUUUGUAACUUAUAGCAGUAAUUAAUAGAAAAUCCUUAUUUAUCAACAAAACUGUCUAGAUUUUCACUUUUUUGCUUUGUUUUGAAAGCCUAAAAAACCCUUCCUUGACAUGAUAGGAGCAUUCGCAUAUUUCCAUGAACUUGAAUGCGUCGUUCUUCACACUAACGUUUUGUAGUUUUGAAAGUUACUUCCAUAUUGACCACUACUCGUGAUUUGGAGUGUAUACAUGUGAAGUUAGGUUCUAAGGUUUAAAUAAGCGGUGACGUCACUUUUCUUUUUUUAUUUCAUGUUUGGAUUGACUUUCUAAAUAUUUUUUUAAAAAAGUAUUUAAAUCUGUAUCCAUUUUUUUCUCGUACAUUUUAAAUGGUCCGGUAGGUUUCUUAAAUAUCACUUUUAUGUCAACUAGGUCUGACUAUUUUUUUUUUAAAAAAAAGUUGAUUUGUUGGAUUUAAAUUCAAAUUGUCAAUGGAAUUUGAAAAUUUUAAUUCUCUAAUGGGUUGGCGAAUUUUUAAAGAACAAAUUUGUUGGUUUGGAAGUGUUACUGCAAACUAAUUUUGUAAUUCAACCUUUCUUUUGAAUCAUUCGGUAAAAUUGGCAUCAAUAAUAGGACUUCAGCCUUUAUUUUCUCAAUUUAAUUAAAAGGAACUGCUUUUUGAGAAAUGGAUCUCUAAAAGUGGAAGGCAAUCAAUUUUCCAGAGUGGCAUUUGUAUUUUGAAUCUUCCAUCAAGAUAAUUUCCUAUUUGUUAAGUUUUCAUUGAUUGGACAUCUAGGAUUUUGCUGUUAGUAUUGGAUUUGUAGUAUAGCCUCGUUCUCAUUAUGAAACUUGUGCACCAUUGAUUC